UAGCAGUAUUCUGUGUCAUGCAUAUUACUAUACACAACUCUCUGCCUAGCUUUAAUUUAAGCUUCUCUUCUUUUUCUUCUUCUUCUUUAACUUAGCUUUUCCCGAAUAGAAUUAAAGGACAUACAGGGAAUUGAAUUCAAUUCAAGAAAAUGGGUGGCCUUGAGUAUCUUUCAAAACUCUGCGCAUUUACCACUACAGGAAGCAAAACCAAAUCAAUGCAGACGGUGGAGAUAAAAGUCAAAAUGGAUUGCGAUGGAUGCGAAAGAAAAGUCAGAAACGCCAUUAAACACAUCAAAGGCGUGAAAAGCAUAGAAGUGAACCGGAAACAAAGCAAGGUGACGGUGCGUGGAUUCGUGGAGCCAAACAAGGUGUUGAGGAGGGUAAAAGAGACAGGGAAAAGAGCAGAGUUCUGGCCGUACAUCCCAUACAACGUAGUGUACUACCCUUACGCCACGCAGGCGUACGACAAGAGGGCCCCAGCGGGCUACGUGAAGAACGUCCCGCAGGCGAUUGCUCCCCCUAAUGCUACUGAAGAAAAGCUGUCUUUCAUGUUCAGUGAAGAUAACCCUAAUGCUUGUUCCAUUAUGUGACGACGACGACGACGACCCUUCAUUUUUAGUUAAUUAUACUUCUGCCCCCUUAACUUUCUUUUGUUAGCACAAAGAGCCCGGAAUUCUUCUUUUCUUAUAUCUUCUUCUAUACACUUAAUUGAGGUUUUAAGAUCUAUAUAUGAUGUCAAAUUAAUUGGCAGGCGCAAUAUAAUUUUUCGUUGUAAUUG
Ipomoea nil (Japanese morning glory) is the source of this 778-nucleotide messenger RNA. Its product is annotated as heavy metal-associated isoprenylated plant protein 21-like. The transcript has 3 exons. Gene Ontology annotation, molecular function: metal ion binding. Bases 150 to 590 code for a protein of 146 amino acids. The record is from RefSeq and is a predicted model, not a curated record. NCBI's taxonomy places the organism in Eukaryota, Viridiplantae, Streptophyta, Magnoliopsida, Solanales, Convolvulaceae.